CGGACACUCUGGACCAUGACCUUGGACAGCAAACUCAUGGAGGACACUGACAUUGACGUGGAGGGACAGGCAGACUGUGGUGCAGAUGCGAAGAACACAGGGUUGUCAGUGUUGAGUAAGGAGAAUGCCGACUUCGAGCAAAACGCUUCAUCCUGCACUCCUGAAGUCCGGGAGGAGGGAGACUUUGCAGACCGGGUACGGGACGGUCCAGGCAGGAGAGCCGCCUCGGUGAAGCCCCCGUACUCUUACAUCGCACUCAUCACCAUGGCCAUCCUCCAGAGCCCAAAAAAGAGACUCACCCUCAGUGAGAUAUGUGAUUUUAUCAGCCAGCGCUUUGCGUAUUACCGGGAGAAGUUCCCUGCGUGGCAAAACUCAAUCCGACACAACCUGUCUCUAAAUGACUGCUUUGUGAAAAUGCCCCGCGAGCCUGGGAACCCUGGCAAAGGAAAUUAUUGGACCCUGGAUCCCAUGUCGGCCGAUAUGUUUGAAAACGGGAGUUUUCUUCGGCGGAGGAAACGCUUCAAGAGGCAGCAUUUCUAUUUGGGAGCGUUGAAGGAGUCCAGGGCGCUGGAGCGCAGCCUGCUGCCCGUUUUCCCUCUGCUCGGAGCGCACAGGAUGGGUUCUGGUCUCCAGGGUCCUGAUUUGUACCACGACCUGGGCAUAAGAAGUCGUUUAAGCUCCCACAAUAGUCCCAGUAUCCCGCCUGUAAGCAGCAUCAUACCUGCGCUCUCCUCGCUCCUCUCCAAGAAUUUCCCUUGUCUGACUUUUGAACAUUUCAACCCGGGACGCUGCGCCGCCGUCCCAUCUUUGGCUCCAAACUCCUCGCUCAUGCCUGCUGUCUCGCUGCACGGAAUGAUUCCCAGCUACGCUGUUUCUCAGCUGUCCAAUUUCCCCACUGGGAUCAUAAAAGUUUCAUCUAAUUUAAUUUAAUGUCGCCUAAUGCUGUCCGCCUGUGGUGAACUCACGGUGAGGUGAACUGAAUAGUCUUCCUCUCGGCCUGAGAAUAAAUAAAUGGUACAUUCUAAUACUACAGGUUUGAAUGAUGGCCUACUCUUGCAAACAGGCCACUAUAUUUAGCCAACUAUGUGCUUGCUAGAAGCAAAUGUUUUUGAAUAACUGAUAUUUUACAGUUCUCUUGGAAUAAAAACGUGAUUAAUUGAC
This is a messenger RNA of Micropterus dolomieu (smallmouth bass), 1161 nucleotides long. RefSeq names its product forkhead box protein D2-like. Gene Ontology annotation, biological process: cell differentiation; anatomical structure morphogenesis; regulation of transcription by RNA polymerase II. Bases 16 to 930 code for a protein of 304 amino acids. NCBI's taxonomy places the organism in Eukaryota, Metazoa, Chordata, Actinopteri, Centrarchiformes, Centrarchidae. The transcript has a single exon. The record is from RefSeq and is a predicted model, not a curated record. Gene Ontology annotation, molecular function: DNA-binding transcription factor activity, RNA polymerase II-specific; RNA polymerase II cis-regulatory region sequence-specific DNA binding.